CACAUGUGGCACUGGCUGAGCUGGCACUCGCUAUGCGUGUGCCAUACGUGGAAGCAGCAGCUCCUCCUCCCAGGUGAAUUUGCAUUUACUUCCUCAAUGUCAGUAGCUGAAACCUGCAGCUCUGAAGGCCUGGGCAAGCAAUCAUCACUUCUCUGGCAUGAAAAGUCACCAGGCUCGUUUGUUUCUGGAAGGAGCCGACAGUCAGGCUGCUCUUGUCACCUUUAGAAAGGCAUCCAGGGUUGUGACUGGGAACAGCCACACUGCAGUUCAUCCCACCUGUGGGAAAAAUUCCUUCCAGGGAGAGGGGGAAGAAGGAAGGCUGCUGCAGCCCCAGGAUGGCUGUGGUGGGAUGUGAGCGGUGCUGCGGAGCCAGGGGCUGUAGGUGCAGGUGGUGCUGGUCACCGAGGUGCAGCUGCCCCAGGAGCUGAGCUGUGCAGAGCACCUGGCUGGGGGUUGUUCCCAAGUCUGGCUGAGCUCUUGAGGAUGGUGUGUCUGUCCUAGAGCCUCAAAGGCGGUGCCGUGACUGUCCCAGAAACGCUGCUCUUCAUCUCCACACUGGAUGGGAACCUCCAUGCCGUCAGCAAGAGCACAGGGGAGAUCAAGUGGACUCUGAAGGAUGAUCCCAUUCUGCAGGUGCCGGUGUAUGUGGCAGAGCCAGCAUUCCUUCCAGACCCCAAUGAUGGCAGCUUGUAUAUCCUGGGAGGAAAGAACAAAGAAGGCUUGAUGAAGCUGCCGUUCACCAUCCCAGAGCUGGUGCAGGCGUCGCCGUGCCGCAGCUCGGACGGGGUGCUCUACACCGGGAAGAAACAGGACACGUGGUUCGUUGUGGACCCCAAGUCAGGGGAGAAGCAGACCACCCUCUCCACAGAGGCCUGGGAUGGUCUGUGCCCAUCCAGCCCCUUGCUGUACAUCGGACGGACCCAGUACAUCAUCACCAUGUAUGACACCAAGUCACGGGAACUGCGCUGGAAUGCCACCUUCUCUGAGUACUCGGCCCCGCUCUGCGAGGAGUCCUACCACUACAAAAUGGCACACUUGGCCUCGAGUGGGGACGGGCUGGUGGUGACCCUGGACAAGGAGAGCGGGGAGGUCCUGUGGGCGCAGAACUACGGCUCACCUGUGGUCGGCAUCUACCUGUGGCACCAGGACAGCCUGCGCCGCCUCCCCCACCUCAACCUGGCCAUGGAGACCCUGCGCUAUCUGACCUUCCAGUCACAGGACAUCCACGUGCUCAAGUGGAGCUACCAGUCCGUCAAGGACUUCGCCGCCACCAAGACGCAGCUGCUGCCAGCGCUCUACGUGGGAAAGCACGCGGCCGGUUUCUACGCCGUGACGUCCCUGGUGCACGGCAGCGUGGCGCUGGUGCCCCAGGGCAUCACGCUGGCCAGGAUCGACGGCCCCACCACGGACGACGUGACCAUGAGGGAGUCCGGGGAGUGCGAGAUCAUGCCCAGCACCAACGUCAAGUACCCGCAGGGCAGCAUCACCUCACUUCACAACCAGUGGCUCCUCAUAGGGCACCAUGAGCUGCCUCCUGUGGUUCACACCACGAUGCUGCGAGCUUUCCCAGAGAACCUGAGGAAAACCACGGAAUCCAUCAUCCCCAGGGCUCCUCCCGCCAGGACCGUGUUCGACGAUUUCCUGGCCCCAAGCAGCCCGGAGGAGCCAGCUGUGCGCAGCGAGGGGCAGCUCCAGCCGGACCCCACGCAGGGGGAGCAGCUGGAGGUGUACCCCGAGCCUGGCACCUGGGACCUGGCCAUCGGCGUUGGCACAGCUCUGCUGGGCGGGGGAAUCCUGGUCCUGCUGCUCACAAAACUGCAGCGGCAGCAUGUGGAGGAGCAGAUACACCUCCUGCAGCAGCAGCAGGACAUGCUGCACCCCAGCCAAGUCUUCAGGGAGGGCAUCCCUGAGGAGCCCAGGGAGCUGGAGCUGAGCCAGGGAAGUGCAGCAGAGCUCUCACAGAGCUCCAGCCCCUCAGCCUGCCUGAAGGACCCGGCUAACGGGACAGUCAGCCCAGAGCCGGCUGUCCCAGUGGCUGCUGAAGAUGCAGAACCAGAUCUGGUUGUAGUUGGGAAAGUUUCUUUUAACCCCAAAAAUGUGCUGGGCCAUGGAGCUGGAGGAACCUUUGUCUUCAGGGGGCAGUUUGAGGGCCGGGACGUGGCCGUGAAGCGUCUCCUGCCCGAGUGUGUCCACCUGCUUGACCGUGAGGUCCGGCUGCUCCGGGAGUCGGACGAGCACCCCCACGUCGUCCGCUACUUCUGCACGGAGAGGGACCGGCAGUUCCACUACAUUGCCAUCGAGCUGUGCUCCGCCACGCUGCAGGAGUACGUGGAGAGCCCCAGCUUUGAGCGCCGGGGGCUGGAGCCGGUGUCGGUGCUGCGUCAGACCAUGUCCGGGCUGGCCCACCUGCACUCCCUCAGCAUCGUGCACCGGGACCUGAAGCCCUGUAACAUCCUCAUCUCUGUCCCCAAUCGCCACGGGCACAUCCGCGCCGUCAUCUCCGACUUCGGCCUUUGCAAGAAGCUUCAUGGGGGACGACAGAGCUUCAGCCUCCGCUCUGGGAUCCCCGGCACUGAGGGCUGGAUCGCGCCCGAGGUGCUGCAGGAGGCCCCGAAGGAGAACCCUACCAGUGCUGUGGACAUCUUCUCAGCUGGGUGCAUCUUCUACUACGUGGUGUCGGGGGGACAGCAUCCCUUUGGGGACAGCCUGCGGCGCCAGGCCAACAUCCUGGCGGGCUCCUACCAGCUGAGCUGCCUGCAGGAGGAGGCUCACGACAAACUCAUUGCAAGGGAGCUGAUUGUGGCAAUGAUCAACUCCGAGCCCCAGCGCCGGCCCUCGGCCCCUGUGGUCCUUGUGCAUCCCUUUUUCUGGAGUCAGGAGAAGCAGCUGCAGUUCUUCCAGGACGUCAGUGACCGUGUGGAGAAGGAGCCAGCUGAGGGGCGAAUCGUCUCAGCCCUGGAGUCAGGGGGACGGGCGGUGGUGAGGACCAACUGGAGGAUGCACAUCUCCCUCCCACUGCAGAUGGACCUGAGGAAGUUCCGCACCUACAAGGGAGGGUCAGUGCGUGACCUGCUGCGGGCCAUGAGGAACAAGAAGCACCACUACCACGAGCUGCCGCCCGACGUGCGGCUGGCGCUGGGCUCUGUCCCCGAGGGCUUCGUGCAGUACUUCACCUCCCGCUUCCCCCGGCUGCUGCUGCACACGCACAGGGCCAUGCAGGUCUGUGCCCACGAGCGCAUCUUCCAUUGCUACUACAGCCAGGGCCCGAGGGGCGACAGCGCCUGAGCGGGCACAGCCACGGCCGGAGGGCAGCGCGGCCACCGCUCCCACCCCGGCCCUGCUCCGUGUCCUCCUGCCAGGGCCGGGCAGGGCCCAGCAGGCCGGGCACCAGAGACGGGCACAGGGCACCAGAGAUGGGCACAGGGCACCAGAGACGGGCACAGGGCACCAGAGAUGGGCACAGGGCACCAGAGACGGGCACGGGGCAGCAGAGAUGGGCACAAGGCAGCAGAGAUGGGCACAGGGCACCAGAGACGGGCACAGGGCACCAGAGACGGGCACGGGGCACCAGAGAAGGGCACAGGGCACCAGAGACGGGCACGGGGCACCAGAGAUGGGCACAGGACAGCAGAGAUGGGCACAGGGCACCAGAGAUGGGCACAGGACAGCAGAGAUGGGCACAGGGCACCAGAGACGGGCACGGGGCACCAGAGAUGGGCACAGGACAGCAGAGAUGGGCACAGGGCACCAGAGACGGGCACGGGGCACCAGAGAUGGACACAGGGCACCAGAGAUGGACACAGGGCACCAGAGAAGGGCACAGGGCUGCACUGUGCUCUCACUUGGGCUUUCCUGAGGGACCCUCUGGGCAAUCACCUUUACAAACACAGUCAGACUGGAGUGUGAAGGCAUUUGGGUCAGAAAACAAAGCCAUCGCAGCUGGACACAGCGCUCGGAGAAAUAAGAGGAAAACACAACGUGUUUUCUCAAGCUGGCAUCUGUCCUGGGGAGACAGUCCCCAGGGACAGGGAGCUUUGUCCUGUGUGUUCUCUCCUGUGCCAGGGGCUGCCACUCCUUGAGCUGUGCCCAGGCCCUGGUCACAGGGAGCUGUGCUCAGCCUGGCCAGGCUGAGCAGCCCCACAGUGGAGGUGCCAACCUCAGCUGGGCUCAGAACAAGGGGUUCUCCCUUCGGGUCCCCAGCAGCCUGUACCUCUGCCAGGCCUGAGCCCCCGAGCAGGUGUACAGCACUGCAGGAGCACUUGGCUCUGGGCUCAAAGAGGGAAUUCCUUUCCCCUGGGAUCCUUCCCUCAAAGACAGGCCCUAUGCCUGCAGCUCCCCAGCCUCUCCUGCUGCCCAGGCUGGUGUCCCAUGGGUGCUCUGGUUCAUGGCAUUCCCAUGGCCACGGGUCCCUGUGAGCCAGCCAAGUUCCUCUGUGGAACAGCAAUAAUUUUGUACAGUCUGAUUCCUGUAUGUGCUGGGGUGUGGGAUUUUGUUACACAGGUAACAGGGUUUGUACCAGGUUUCUUUUCAGAAUAUAUUUAUACAAAAUGUUAUAAAAAUUA
Messenger RNA from Cyanistes caeruleus (blue tit), 4562 nucleotides. The record is from RefSeq and is a predicted model, not a curated record. Lineage: Eukaryota; Metazoa; Chordata; Aves; Passeriformes; Paridae.